GUGGCGCUCUGGUCCGUGAGGCGGCCAGCUCGGCCCCGCGUGUUUGGGGUCCCGCAUGGCGUCGGCCCCGUCGGGGCUCGGGGCCCGCCCCCUGCUGCAGUUUCUGCGGCUGGUGGGGCAGCUCAAGAGAGUCCCACGGACCGGUUGGGUAUACAGAAAUGUGAAAAAUCCAGAGAGUGUAUCGGAUCACAUGUACCGGAUGGCAAUUAUGGCCAUGGUCACCAAAGAUAACCACCUUAACAAAGAUAGGUGUAUGCGCCUAGCCCUCGUUCACGAUAUGGCAGAGUGCAUCGUUGGGGACAUAGCACCAGCAGAUAACAUCCCCAAAGAAGAAAAACAUAGACGAGAAGAGGAAGCUAUGAAACAGAUAACCCAGCUUCUACCAGAGGACCUCAGAAAGGAGCUCUAUGAACUUUGGGAAUUCUUGUAUUCUUUUAUACUGAAUUUUGAAUCUGUUCCAAGGACUUUCUCAUCCUGUGGGUCCCUGACCUGGAUGGUUGCCCCAGGAGGUCAGACUAGACUGGACUGUGUUCGCCCUGAGCUCGUCCACUACAGGCAUGGACAGGAUCUCUCCCAGGAUGCUUAGUGAACACCUAUUGGCUAUUUGAGGCUCUCCUGGUGUCAGUCAGUCAUCCAGACAUGCUCUCACUCUUCUAUGUUUUCUGCCAGACAUAUGCUGAUCUCAUGUUUGCCUUGGGGCUGUGGGUGUUUUUAUACACUUGCAUAUGGUAUGGAGUUCGUGGGGAUGUCAUGCCCCUAGUGUCAUUGUAAAGGGUAUUCAUGGGAUUUUGAUUUUCCUAUUUGACUCUGUCAGUUUUUUUUCCAUUUCUUUGUCUCCCUACUUAUCAUCCAUAUAUAGUUACCCAGGCUAUAAACUAGGAAGUCAUUUUCAACUUUCCCUCUUAUUCCUUUUUUUUACUUUUGUUGACUUCAUCCUUAACAGUUUUAAGUCUUCCCACUUCUCCCUCAUCUUCAUGGCCAUGACUGCAGAACAGACAUGUCUGCGAGUGUUGCAAACUACGGGCCUUGCAGGUACUGGCCCUUGCCUAUGAGAGCCUUUUUUUCUCAGCCUUUUUCUUCUCUCUCUUUCUUCAAUAUUCAGUCUAUCCUUAGAAAUUACUGGUGGUAAUUUCGCCAAAUGUCUGUGUCCUCAUUGGAAAAUAAAAUUAGAGAAUACCACCUUUUUUAAAAAGGGAAAAAAAUCUAAAAACUUGUAUUUCUUCUUGAAAAUUUUACAAAUUUAUUAGUUUGCUAUAAAAUAUGUUGUAUUUCCUAAUAGUCUUGAAGUAUUUUUCUCAUUUUCAGCUUUCAGUAGAAACAAACUCUUUAGAUUGCUUUUCAUGGAGGUUCUCCUUGACUAAAUCAUGAAUUUGAAUUUAGUCAACACUAUCGUGACUGAGAUGAGUACUUAAAUAAAAUGUUGUUGUUUUUUAAGUGCCUUUGAGAUAAAGCAAAAUAUAUAUUAAGUUUCUUAUUGAAAUGA
Perognathus longimembris pacificus (Pacific pocket mouse) is the source of this 1483-nucleotide messenger RNA. It is a transcript of the gene Hddc2, whose product is annotated as HD domain containing 2. The record is from RefSeq and is a predicted model, not a curated record. Gene Ontology annotation, cellular component: cytoplasm. Gene Ontology annotation, molecular function: 5'-deoxynucleotidase activity. The transcript is spliced from 5 exons. NCBI's taxonomy places the organism in Eukaryota, Metazoa, Chordata, Mammalia, Rodentia, Heteromyidae. The coding region runs from base 56 to 586 and encodes 176 amino acids.